This is a messenger RNA of Mercurialis annua (annual mercury), 2365 nucleotides long. Its product is annotated as E3 ubiquitin-protein ligase COP1. Gene Ontology annotation, biological process: proteasome-mediated ubiquitin-dependent protein catabolic process. The transcript has 13 exons. Gene Ontology annotation, molecular function: ubiquitin protein ligase activity; protein binding. The record is from RefSeq and is a predicted model, not a curated record. NCBI's taxonomy places the organism in Eukaryota, Viridiplantae, Streptophyta, Magnoliopsida, Malpighiales, Euphorbiaceae. Bases 98 to 2149 code for a protein of 683 amino acids.
ACCACAGCUGCGAUUCCAAAUACAUUUUCUUCUACUUCACACCAAACGCAAAUUUUCACACACCAUCGACACUUGAAAACGCUGUCGUUUUGUACUUAUGGAAGAGGUAUCGACUGGGGCAACAGUCCCGGCGGUUAAGUUAGAGCCGAAGCCAUCGUCCUCCUCCGCCGCUGUGGUGGCCAUUGCAGCAGCACCGGCGUCGUCCGAGCAUACAGCGGAGGAGGAAGCAGGAAAAUCGGAGGCGGAUAAGGAUUUUCUAUGUCCGAUAUGUAUGCAAAUCAUUAAGGAUGCGUUUUUAACAGCUUGCGGACAUAGUUUUUGCUAUAUGUGUAUAAUUACUCAUCUCCGUAACAAGAAUGACUGCCCUUGCUGUACUCAGUAUCUCACUACUAAUCAGCUUUUCCCUAAUUUCUUGCUCCAGAAGCUAUUGAAGAAAGCUUCUGCUCGUCAAUCUUCAAAAAAUGCGUCUCCUGUUGAGCAUUUUCGCCGUGUAUUACAGCAGGGUUGUGAAAUUUCAAUUAAGGAACUGGACAGUCUUAUGUCGAUGCUAUCAGAGAAGAAGAGGAAAAUGGAACAGGAAGAAGCUGAGAGAAAUAUGCAAAUACUGCUAGAUUUCUUACAGUAUUUGCGGAAGCAAAAAGUUGAUGAAUUAAACGAGGUACGCUCUGAUCUCCAAUAUAUUAAGGAGGACGUAGAGGCAGUAGAGAAACAUAGAAUGGAGUUAUACCGCGUUAGAGAUAGAUACUCUAUGAAAUUAAGGAUGCUUGGAAAUGAUCCCAAUAUGAGAAAUCUACGGCCUUCAACUCACGAGAAGAGUAAUAGUGGUGUGAUUAGCAGUUCGUUUAGUGGAAGAGGAGGGAUGACUACAGGGAAUCUUCCAACCAAGAAAAUGGAUGGUAAGGCUCAAGGAAGCUCUCAUGGGCUUCAGAGAAAGGAUUCUUUAACUGGGCUAGACUCACAAUUUAAUCAGUCAGGGCUAUCUGUUGUAAGGAAAAAGCGAGUCCAUGCUCAGUUUAAUGAUCUUCAAGAGUGUUAUCUGCAAAAGCGUCGUCAGUCUGCUAAUCAGGCGCUUAAUCAGCCGCUUGACCAGCUUGAAAGGGAUAAAAGUUUAAUACAAAGAGAGGGCUACAGCGUGGGCCUUAUAGAUUUUCAAUCUGUCCUCAGUACCUUCACUCAGUACAGUCGGUUAAGGGUCAUUGCUGAGCUCAGACAUGGGGAUAUCUUCCACUCGGCCAAUAUAGUGUCAAGCAUAGAAUUUGACAGGGAUGAUGAAUUAUUUGCUACUGCUGGAGUUUCCAGGAGAAUCAAAGUUUUCGACUUCUCUACAGUUCUCAAUGACCCUGCGGAUGUGCAUUGCCCUGUUGUGGAGAUGUCAACACGCUCUAAACUUAGCUGUUUGAGUUGGAACAAGUUUGCCAAGAAUCAGAUAGCUAGUAGUGACUAUGAAGGAAUUGUAACUGUUUGGGAUGUGACAACUAGGCAGAGUGUGAUGGAAUAUGAAGAGCAUGAAAAACGUGCAUGGAGUGUUGAUUUCUGUCGCACAGAACCCUCAGUGCUUGUAUCUGGCAGUGACGAUUGUAAGGUCAAAGUUUGGUGCACAAAUCAGGAAGCUAGUGUUCUCAACAUUGACAUGAAAGCGAAUAUUUGUUGCGUCAAGUAUAACCCUGGAUCUAGCAAUCACAUAGCGGUUGGGUCGGCGGACCAUCAUAUUCAUUAUUAUGACUUGAGAAACAUCAGCCAACCACUUCAUGUAUUCAGCGGGCACAGGAAAGCUGUUUCAUAUGUAAAAUUCCUGUCUAACAGUGAGCUUGCUUCAGCAUCAACAGACAGUACAUUACGAUUAUGGGAUGUGAAGGAGAAUGUGCCUGUUCGGACAUUCAGAGGCCACACAAAUGAGAAAAAUUUUGUCGGUCUCUCGGUAAAUCGCGAGUACAUUGCAUGUGGGAGUGAAACAAAUGAAGUUUUUGUCUAUCACAAGGAAAUAUCGAAACCUGUUACGUGGCAUAGAUUUGGUUCACCUGAAAUAGAUGAUGCCGAAGAGGAUGCAGGAUCUUACUUCAUAAGUGCUGUAUGCUGGAAGAGUGACAGUCCUACGAUGUUAACUGCAAAUAGCCAAGGAACAAUAAAGGUUUUGGUUCUUGCAGCUUAAUAAUUAAAUUACUAGGGUAUGAAAGAAAAAGGGAAAUUAAUGUUUUGAAAAUAUUUAGCGAUAAACUGUUUAUGGGUGAUUAUUGUUUUGUAUAUAUAUAUCGCUCGAGCCUCCAUUGGUUGAUGGCGGAGCCUGUGGUUGUGGUUCCGGUUCUGUUUUUUUAGCUAAUAAGUGUAUAAGCUUUUACAAGAAAUGCAGUCUCAUAGAAUUUGUUAA